AACACUGCAUCUCUGCUGAAUGUGUGGAAAUGCCAGAAAAUCUGGCACGCUAACACUCAGCGACACUUGGUGCCUGACGCCACUGCGUUGCCAUGAUAACCGACCGUGCACCCUGUGUUUCUGACAGCUGUUCCCAUGGCGCCCGGACCUGGCUCAGCCCCCUGGCCUCGAAUUGGCAGGAAACAUGUGGUAUGGGGGGUCAGAGGUCGGGUGUAUGACGUUCCUGCUGUGUCAGUAUCAUGUUGUUUUUCAUUCUGAGUUACAGCAGUGGGAUUUUUCAUUCAUAACUAAUCAUCCAUGGGUUAAAUUAGAGCCUGUUCAAAGCACCUUUUGGGACAGACAGGGUGGCAGUCUGAAUUCACAUUGCCUAUGUUUGCUCAGAAUAUAAUCGUAUACAAUAAUUUUUAUAGUACAAUAUAAAUCUAUAGUCUUAAUCGUAGAUUGCACCUUUGCUGUGAUUUUGAAUUUUCAUUUGUUGGCCUUUGGCAGAAACAAAAUCUUACCUUUUCUCAGAGCUAUCUAGUCAUACUUAAAAACAAAUUGUUUUGAAUGUCCGCCAUAAUAAAGAAAACUGAGAAGCUUACACAACACAAGAAACAGAGGAAUGGAAUGGUGCGUAACAGGAAGAUUUGACAAAGGACUGACUGAACUGAAGAGCAUUUAUGCUCGAGAGGUUAAUUACUGGAAUCCUGCACAGAUGAGUCUAAUUACUGGCAGAGGAACAGCUGGGUGAGAGCAUAGAACUGAGACAAUGAAGGAAGUUAGUACGGAAACUUGUUAAUACAGAGACUGGGAGACAUAAAGUCUAAAGAAACAAUGAUAAGACAACAGUCAAAACCAAACUUAAAAUCAAAACAUUUUCACUCUCUUAGCCUCUUCAUGUAGUAAAAAGGAUUAUUUAGUUCUAGAGGCUGACGCUAACGGCUAAUGUAACAUUAGCUGUUAGCGGCUAAUGUUACAUUAAAAGUGGGCUUCUACCAUCCUAAAGAACUCCAGUCUAAAAAACAUAGCAAUUCAUGCAAAUGGUAUUUUAUUACCUUUAAAACCAUCAUCACGCUGUCAUUGUGUCAUUAUUUACAAAGAAGUACAUCAUAAUUUCUAUGGAAUACGCUGAUAGGAGGAGGUGCACCACCAAUGAUCUUCCUGUGUAAAACAACUACUACUGAAAACAAAAUAUGUAACAAAUGUAACAUAGGAGUAACAUAUAUACAGCCAGGUAAGGCUUGCUCUUUACAUGGUCUAACAUUUAAAUCAGGCAGUUGCUCUGACUGCAAACAUCUAAUAUUUUUUUUUUCACACAGAAAGAUCACUAGUGGCACACCUCCUUCUGUUUAACAAAUGAUUAGCUUCAAUGUAAAGAACUCUUCAGUGCAAAGGUUUGUAAAAUAGUGUUUGUAUAAACAAAUAUACCCUAUAUUUGUUCUUGGUGCCUUAGAAUUGGCCAUUUUUCAGUUUUUUGUACCAGCUAAUCUGUAUUCAUAGAAAAGAAAAGAAAAGAAAAGAAAAGAAAAGAAAAGAAAAGAAAAGAAAAGAAAAGAAAAGAGCAUUAUCUAGUGCAGGUGACAUUAACUGCUUUUGACAGAACCUACCUUCAGAGAUCCUGAAUUCUCCCUUAAGGAUAAAAACUUUUUAUGGUGAAAUUCUUAUUUCUCAAGAACUCCUUGGACAUAUCACAUCACAGGCUGACUGUCCCAGCCUUUUCCACAUGGCACUGAUUGGCCGUGAUGAGUCCCAGACUGCCAGUCACCUCCCCGUUCCAACUGUGCACGGAGGAUGUCUGUUACUGCAGGAUUUAAAGCCGCAGACAGCUGAACAGACCUACUCAAUGGGAUUGUCCGUAGAACAUUGUCUGUGUUUAAAAUGAUGUUUUAAUUCAUGUAAUUUAAAUCGUUUGUGGAUUAUUCGUCGGUUUUAUGUGGGCAAGGUUUUUCAGCACAGACAGAGACAGAUUUUUAUCUUUCUGCUUUUACCCCUUUUUUCGAAAGAGUUGCUACUUGGCUGUGGAUGGGACAUGGUGGAGGGUCAUAAUUUGUUUAAUAAUAUUUAUGAAAAAAAGCUUAUUUCAGCAUAUGAGGAGUUAUGUUUUCAGCCUGUUUUCUAUCCAGCAGCUGAAGGUCGUAUCUUCAAAGACAUGUCUGCUUUUAAUAGACCAAGGACCCUGCACCAGCAGUUUGAGAGCUAUAAACAGGAAGUGCGACGGAUCGGUGUCGAGACGCGACGUCAGCAGACGCAGCAGAAGGAUGAUGCUCCCACCUGCGGCAUUUGCCGCAAGACCAAGUUCGCCGACGGUUGCGGCCACCUCUGCUCCUACUGCCAGACCAAAUUCUGCGCUCGCUGUGGGGGGCGGGUCUCUUUGCGCUCCAACAAUGAGGACAAAGUGUGUCUCAUAGUGAAGGACAGGGUAAUGUGGGUUUGCAACCUGUGCCGUAAGCAACAGGAGAUUCUCACCAAAUCAGGAGAAUGGUUUUCAGGGUCAGGAGUGCGGCCCGGGACCCUGGGCACCUCCUUGAAAGACCCAGCCAUAGGAGGUGAGGGUCAGCGUGACAGGAAGCUCCUCCGCUCCAGAUCCCAAGCUCCGCCAUCUAGCACAAACGCAGGACCACUGGACGAGACGCAGUCGGCCAGAGUCAUCACUGCCAAGGCUGGCAACACCAUGCCUGGCUCUCGCUCCCAAAGUGAACCACCAAAAGAGAAAAAAAGGCCGGUAUCCCUCCAUGAACAAAAUGGGAGAGGAGGGAUGGGUGGAGGCAGUGGUCGCAGACCUCCUGGCAAGCUUCAGUCUCAGUCAUCCUUGGAUGAACGUGUGAGCACUGGAGACAGAGGAGAGCGACAGUUAAGAGACGGACGGCGAUUGGAGAAGAUCCAUUCUCAAGAUUAUGAGGAUGGCGAGGAGAACCUGAAACAUUCAGGCAUGCACCGCAGACGUCCAGAGGAUGAGGAACAGAGAGAGAGGCAGCGCCGUGAAGAGGAGUUCCAGAAUCGUUAUCGGAGUGACCCCAACCUGGCGCGAUAUCCAGUAAAACCGCAAAAAGAGGAGCAGGAGAUGCGAAUGCACGCUAAGGUGUCCAAGGUGCGGCACGAGCGGCGGCACAGUGAUCUUGCGAUCAAUGAGGUUGGGUUGGGACCAGGUGAAGGAGGAGGAGGGGGAGGUCAUGUACCUCCAAACCGUCUAGCUAGGAGGAGUGGAGGUGGUGAAGGAGACCGCAAGAACCUCCUUGAGAACCACCGAGCCUUCACUGGUGACAGGACCAUGGGGACGGGUGGCGGACCUCCACCUACAGGAGGUGGAGGGAAAUCAGGGCCCCAGACUGGAGGGCCAGUGCUUAAUGAUCAUGGCUCAAACAACUCCCGCCCGGACACUGGCACAACACGGGACAAAGGUGGGGAUCACUUGCUGAGGAAAGACUCUCAGAGCUCGGAUCAGUCUGAUUCUUUGCGGCCGCCCCCUCCACGGGCAUACAAAGGCAAGCGCGGAAUCAACAAGAGGCAGAUGUCCAUCAGCAGCUCAGAAGAAGAGGGCGGGUCCACCCCCGAGUACACCAGUUGUGAGGACGUGGACAUGGAAAGUGUCAGCGAGAAAGGAGAUCUGGACUGUCAUCCUUUAGAUCCUACGGUGUGGCAUCAUCCAGUUACGUGGCAGCCAUCCAAAGAGGGCGACCACCUGAUUGGGCGCAUCACGUUAAGCAAGAGGUCGGCCAUGCCCCGCGAGGCUGGCUCACUGCUGGGCCUAAAAGUUGUUGGAGGAAAGAUUACGGAGUCUGGGAGACUUGGGGCCUUCAUCACCAAAGUCAAAAAAGGGAGCCUGGCAGAUGUUGUGGGACAUCUGCGUGCAGGUGACGAGGUCUUACAGUGGAAUGGGAAGUCAUUGCCAGGAGCAACUAAGAAAGAAGUGUACAACAUCAUCCUUGAAUCCAAAGCUGAACCUCAAGUGGAGAUCGUAGUUUCAAGGCCAAUAGGAGACAUCCCGAGAAUCCCAGGGUCCCCUCAUCCUCCACUAGAGUCCACGGGUUCGAGUUCCUUUGAAUCCCAGAAGAUGGAUCGUCCCUCUAUAUCAGUGAUGUCCCCAACAAGCCCUGGUACCCUUCGAGACCUUCCUCUGGUGCUGCCUGGACAACUCUCUGUGAAGCUGUGGUAUGACAAAGUGGGUCACCAGUUGAUUGUCAACGUCCUUCAAGCCAUAGACCUACCACCUCGACCAGACGGCCGACCUCGAAAUCCAUACGUCAAAAUGUAUUUUCUGCCUGAUAGGAGCGACAAGAGUAAACGACGGACUAAAACAGUGAAGAAGAGCUCUGAGCCAAAGUGGAACCAGACUUUCAUAUAUUCCCAUGUUCACCGGCGUGACUUUAGAGAGCGCAUGCUGGAGAUCACCGUCUGGGAUCAGCCCCGAGUGCAGGAGGAAGAGAGUGAAUUUCUGGGCGAGAUCCUAAUAGAACUUGAGACGGCCUUAUUGGACGAUACUCCCCACUGGUAUAAACUUCAGACUCAUGACGUGUCCUCCAUACCCCUGCCUCAGCCUUCUCCAUACCUUCCACGCCGACACGUCCACGGAGACAGUCCAAGCAAGAAACUACAGAGGUCUCAUCGCAUCAUUGAUACAGAGUUUGAUGAUGGUUUGAUAGGUGGGACUAAAGGUGGCGAGCGUAACUCCCGUGAGAGAGAUCGGGGCAGUACGUUGGCUGUCCCAGAGCAGCAGCGCCCCAUCCAGCACCGCUCCCGUUCAGUGUCUCCUCACAGGGAGGACACCUGCAGGGCUCGGUCUCGACCCCCACAUGUGCCCAUGCAAAGGAGUUUGGAUGAGAUUCAUCAUAACCGCCACCACUCACGUUCCCCGUCACAUUACCACGAGUCCUCCCUGGAGCACCAGCGCUCCGGUGACUCCGACUUUGAGUAUUCAGAGGACAGUGAGGUCCUGGAGAUGCACAGAUCAAUUCGAGGUGGCAGUGCUGAGUGCCUACACACCAACAGGAGCAUAGGUAGAUACUGCAACACGCUCCCCCCAAAAAUGCCCCUUUUAGUAAAUGGUAUCCAUAAAGACAUUUACAGCUCCACCCUCCCAGCAUGCCUAAAGAGUAAGCCAUAUACCAGACAGGAGGGGGGUGCCACCUUGCCUCGUAGCAUCCUCACACACCGUGUGCUCAGGUUCACAGACGAGGUCACAGUUAGCGACCUGCAGCCAUCCCUGGACAGAGUGAGGAGUGCCAGCACCACAUGUCUGAGACCAGACACCAACUUUCACUCCUCUGACAGAGACAGGUGCUCCAAUUCUUUGCCCCACAGGACUCCCCCAAGCCCCAGGAUCUUAGUAGAACAUGUGGCCCCAGAGGAAGAGAGGGAGAGUAUUAAUUCAUCCAGUCUAAACUGUCCGUGGGGCAGCAGAAAAAGUCUAGAAGGGGACAGUCGAAUUCAGCCCACCUCUAUCCUGAGGGGCAGUAGAGGGAGAGGGGCCCCCCUGAGGCCCUUUGUACAGACAGUGCUAUCAGGUUCCUGUCCUAACUCACCGCGACCGGACAGAGCACACCCACAUUGCAGCCCUUCUCCAACGGUGAUAUCUGGGCGCAGGGGUCGGCAGCUUCCACAGCUCCCUGCGAAGAGCAGCAGCAUAGAGCAAGCCCUAGUGGUGGAGGAGCGAGCCCGACAGCUGCCAAUGAAAGUACAUUCCUACCGGCCUUCAGCCUCCCACGACUCUCAAAAAGACCUCCAGACCAAGCGGGAGAUGUACGCAGAGCAGAGGCGCAGCAGUGACAACAUGUCGGCCAGAUCUUCUGACAGCGACAUGAGCGACGUAUCAGCUCUCUCCCGUGCCAGCAGUGCCUCUCGCCUCAGUAGCACCAGUUAUAUGUCAAUACAAUCAGAGCGGCCCGGGGGACGGCUCAGAUCCAAGUCUUUAGAGGAGGACAAGAAGGACAGGAGGAUCUCGUGGGAUGUGAACAGAGAGGAGGAAAAAAAGAGGGAAGCAGAAGAACAGAGAUGCUUCUCUCAGGAGUUGAAGCGCAGGAGACACACUGUAGCAGGAGACACAAGGGAGUCCAGUCGGCAGAUGCGAUCUUCGAUGGGCCGGAACAUGAUGAAGAGCUCCAGUGUGAGCGGUGAGAUCUACACGCAGGAGCGCACAGAUGGCAGCCAAUCAGACACAGCGCUGGGCACCGUAAGCGGUGGAAGCAAGAAGAGACGCUCAAGCAUCAGCGCUCGCGUCGUGGCCAUCGUCGGCAAGCAUCGCAGCCGCAGCACCUCACAGAUUGGCGGCCCUGAGGGGAAGAAUAAAAGGGAAAAGGGCAUCCCCAUCCAGAGGAGCACAGAGACUGGCAUGGCCGUGGAGCUUUCCAGGAACAUGAGCCGGCAGCCCAGCAGAGAGUCUAACAACGGCAGCAUGAACAGCUGCAACUCUGAGGGAAAUUUGAUCUUUUCUGGGGUGAAUCUGGGUGCCAGCAGCCAGUUCAGCGAUUUCCUGGAUGGACUGGGACCAGCACAGUUGGUCGGCAGGCAAACACUUGCUACUCCUGCCAUAGGUGACAUUCAGAUUGGAAUGAUAGAGAAAAAAGGGCAGCUGGAGGUGGAGGUCAUCAGAGCUCGAGGACUCGUACAAAAGCCAGGAUCCAAAUCUUUGCCCGCUCCAUAUGUCAAAGUCUACCUACUGAAUAAUGGAGCAUAUGUAGCCAAAAAGAAAACCAAGAUUGCACGGAAAACACUUGACCCACUGUACCAGCAAGCACUGCUGUUUGAGGAGAGCCCGCAUGGGAAAGUCUUACAGGUAAUUGUCUGGGGAGACUAUGGCCGAAUGGACCAUAAAAGUUUCAUGGGAGUUGCACAGAUACUGCUGGAUGAGCUAGACUUAUCAAACACAGUCAUUGGUUGGUACAAGCUGUUCCCCCCAUCCUCCUUGGUUGAUCCGACGCUGGCAUCCCUUACACGGAGAGCUUCCCAAUCCUCUCUUGACAGCUCCCCGGGACCGCCUGGGGUUCGAUCCUAGUGGACCAACAACUCUACACCAACACUCGAGGGAAAGAAAAAAAAAACUUGAAAAAUGACAUGAAAGAGAGAGGCACAUACAAGAAAAGGCAGAAACAACAACAAUUAGAAAUGGUUACAACAAGAAAGCUUUGUUGAAAUCUGACAAUCACUCCUGCCGCAGUUAUUUCUAUCUGUUGUAGGGAGCGUCAUUUUUCGGUGUUUUGUUUCCAUUCAAAGAAAGUCUCAUAGUUUAUCUCUUGCUCUCCAGUCAGAAUAUGACUGCUAUGAGUGUCAAUAAAUAAAAAAGAAACAGGGUGGUUUUUAACUGAAUCAACCUAGCAAAGAAAUGUAUGUAAGCAUUGGAAUGUAUGGCCUCAAGAAGGAGGUUAAAUCCCUUCGCUCACUGCAGGGGGCACACUCCUUUGUGCAGUGGCCUCCUCCAGAAGCCCAUCAGACUGCCGGUAUUCCUGGCCCCCAGUUAGGGUGCCGCCCUAUUCCCCCCCCCCCACCCCACCCGAUGGGUGUUCAGUCUGGGAGCACAGGGCCUCCUUCUGGUGCCUCAAUCACUGGUCCCUCUCUUUGUCAAAAUAUUCUCUUUUCAACAUGUUUACCAUGACUACUCUGAGGCCAUCGCCUUUUAGGAGUGCAUUCUGUGGCGUUCAUUUCUUUCGUUUUGUUACUACAGGCACAAAAUGUUUUUACAGUGUGCAAAAUGCUCAUGGUAUGUGGUCUGUCUGAAGUGUGCAUGAUAAAUAAAGAGAUUAAGAGAUUAAAAGAAAAGAGUUUAAAAGAAAAAGAAUUUAGUCUGCAACUCUUCUGCAGGGAGAUAGGAAAUACUAACUGAUGGUCCGCCAUUUUGACUCUGUUCUAUCACUGAAAACAGCUGAAAAUAUCUUGGGUGGACCAAUGGAGAUCUUGCUGCAUACAAUGAGCCUCAUUUAUCAAAUAUUGGGGAAGAUUGGGGCACAGAAAUUAUGGCAGGAGAAGUACACUGUGUGAUUUAUGAAACUUUAAGUAUACCUGACAAUCCCCUCAGAUGCUGAUAAUUCUGGUUGUCGGAGAGCAUCAUUAUUUACAUACCGCACUCAGGUUUAUCUAAGAUUUCAGUGGUCCUACCCACAGACUGUGAUAUAAAUAAAAUGGAAAGUGUGAAAUUCUUUUUGAUUUUAAAGUUACAUCCUUUCCUAACAGAAGAUUGCAGAUAGCUAAAAGACACAAAAAACAUAAAUAUUGUUCCCUAUUGAAAUAAAUUUCUGCAAAUGUUGUUAAGCAUUGUUAUUUUAGUGUUAUUCUCCGCAAAUGUAAGUAUUUAACAAUCACCUAUUAGAUGUGCUGAAUGUGGUCCAAUCUUUGGCUAAUGGCCCUUUGACCCAUCACACUGCAGAGCAUCACACUGAACAUGACUGUCCAGCACAAUAUUUAACAGAACUGCACAGGCUAAAAUUAUUUCACACACAUUUAUUGCAGAGUUCCUCCAGCUGAUCCAAACCAGACCAGUCUCCCCUUCGGAACCCCUCAUGUAGUACUCGACAGUAGCCCAUGUCGUUGGUCUCCAGCAGAAAGGUCCCAGUGUCCAAAACCCUCAAUGUGUAAACCAUUUGCACUGUUAUGGCUUUUCUCCUUUACAUGCGGACCUAGACUAUAUUUGGGCUACUUCAAUGCCACAGUUUAUGUAGCUACAAUAAACAUAUCACCAAAAAUCUUGUGAUGGCAAACAUCAUUUUGCACUAUUAUGAUCUAAAAAAACCCUGAGAAACAAGUUUGUGCCACUUGGCAAAGGAUUUGAGAAUAUCCUACUCUUGCCUGCAGAUUAAUAAAUCUUGAAAAAGUGUGUGGAAAAAACUAUAUACCAACUGAACUACUAAGGGAACAUCUGAUAAAUUGGGGCCAAAAGGCCCCCAUUUAAUGCAUGCCUAAAGCAAAUUAUCAUAGAAUUAAUUUGAGUAUCGUAUUGACUGACAGAUUUAUCCACCAGGGGGAAAAAAAAGAACAAACAUGAAAGCAAAACCUGUAAAAUUUGCAGAAUUGCUGAAUCCUGGAUUAGCCCCCAAUCUUUCAUUAUAUACAUUUUGUGUUUUAGAUUUAUUUAUUUUAGAUUUUUUUACGUUAAAGGCAAAUGAAUAAAUUUACUUAAUUGAAGUCUUGACUGUUUACAACUUUACUCAGCAAUAAAGAAGAAUCAACGAACGCGCAAGACAUCAAAAACUCUACUUUUUGAAUUUAUUAUUCCCUGACAAAUCCCUUAUUUUUUAGUAUUUCACUUUCACUCAUUUAAUUUAUUGUUUAUUUUAGUUUCAUUUUCUGAGUAAAUCUUUUUUUUCAAGAUAUUAAAUGCACAUUCACCAACUGAAUUAAAUUGAGAAUCCUGGAUAUUUACAAGUUUACUCACAAGUUAAGAAGAAACAACAAACAACCAAUGGAAGCGUAAAUUGUUAAUUUUAUACAAUCGAUAAAUUGUAGAUGAGCCCCCAAUUUUUCAUAAAAUAAUUUGUAGUUUUAUAGUUUAGUAUUUGUUUUAGAUUAAUAUCACACAUUGAAAUCAGUUUUUCCAGAUGUACUUUUCUGAAGAGUCUAGGUGUGUACAAACAACCAUUAAAGCGAAACAGGAGACCCCACAGAACUAAUAAAUUCUAAACCAGACACCAGUUUUUAAACAAUUGAGACAAUUGUUUGUUUACCAGCUAUUUUAGCUCAUUUUUAGGAGAGGAAAUGCAGAAUCGAAGAGGAGAUUCCUGCAAAAUCUGGCUUUUAUGCCCUAAACCAUCUCCAGUCUUUGAGAUGCAGCAAACUUCCUAAUGAUCCUCCAAGACUGUUGCCAAGGAAAUGAGCCUAGAAAGGAGGCAAAUUGAUGGACCAAAACAGUGACAUGUCUUAGAUUUUAACACCUAAUAAUGAAAUCAAUGUUGUUCAACCACGGCUUGACAUGCAGGCCACUUGUCUUUGUUUAAUUGUGUUGUAGGCCUCCUUGGGGGUUGACAAAUAAAACAAAUUUGUGUCACUUUAAAAUGUCACAAGGGUAUAGUAUCUCUGUUAAAUAAAUAAAUAUAAAUAAAUAAAUACUAUUGUUCACCUAUGCCAGAGCUGGAUUGGACCAUGUAAUUUUUCACAUUUCUGAGGGAGUGCCUUCCCUCACCUCAGCACGUUAAAGGUUUUUAUCCAAACCUUAGUUUAUCUUGUUUUUUAAUAAAAGCACAAGAGCUUGAUUUUUUACUAGAAAAAGUUUAACUUUUCCAAAAAAAAAACCAAAAAAACAUGUAGGUAUUAAAAAGAAAAAUAAAGCAACAAUCCUGUUGGUUCUGUUCAUUUCUUUGUCUCGAUAUAACAGACAAGCAGAAAGGAAGAAUAGAUCACAGUUUCUUCGUGCAUCUCCGUUAAAAAAAAAAAUCUGGACACCAACACCCAUCCACCAUUCUGUCUGCAGACACCUCACGCAGCCAUGUAGGGAUGGGCUGGCAUGACUUGGGGACCCGUUUCAAGCAGCAUGCACAUUUAUUUUUUGUUACACCGAUACAGAAAAAAAAAAAAGACACUGAACUAGAUGCGUGUUAGUUCCAAGUACUGUAGGGCCGCUUGUAUGUUGCAUGCAGUUGUACAGUUUGCUUGUACUUGAAUAUUAAAGACCAAGAAGCCAUUCCCAUAUUGCAAAAGACAUUUGAACUCAGCUGGAGUCUGUUCCACAUCCCUCUGUCUGGUGCUGAAUGUCUCUCAAACUGAACCCCGAGAUAAUGCUGAUGUCUUUCCCCGACCCUCUAGAAUAUGUGUACUGUACUGUACAGUCGUAUGAGCAAAGCUCACACCCCCUCUUACUAUUAUUAUUUCACUUCACAGUAUACCUCAGAGGGGCUGUGGUGAUGUAUGAAUAAAUAUGUACAAAUCACAUCCAACUAUAUGGAAAUAAUUAUGUUUUAACAAAAUUUCAGAUAUGCCGACACAUGAGCUCUUAAGUUAUACCGAAGAUAAACCAAUGUGCAGAGAAUCAUAUUAUUCAACAGUCUACUACUGAUUAUUGCAAAAGUGGCAAAGUCAUUUAUGAAGUAAUAACACUAUGUACAAUUAGGGACCAUGCAUUGGGACGCAUCAAGGUGAUGGGUCACAGGGUGUACCACAGUCUGAGCACUGAAAAGGGCCAAUUUCAGUCCCACUUCCUGGGAAUUUUCUUUGCAUUAUUUGGUGAAGCCCCCUGCCUCCCUUUUCUUUUUGUCAGUAUUAACAUGAGAAAAAAAUGCUAAUUGUUUACAGUCUUCUGUGUUCCACUGAAGCAAAGAGAAAAUUAGAGAAAAGUAAAGCAUUCACUGCAACAUUUCUUGUUUGUAACAGAUGUGGCUCAAAUGAUGUGUAUGUUUUAUACAUAAAAAAAAGUUCAUUUUUAUUAUUUACAAAUAAUAAAAAAAAGAAUGUGUGGAAAAAAA
Molecule: messenger RNA, 11360 nt
Organism: Girardinichthys multiradiatus
Lineage: Eukaryota; Metazoa; Chordata; Actinopteri; Cyprinodontiformes; Goodeidae
Gene: rims1b
Product: regulating synaptic membrane exocytosis 1b
Exons: 35
Coding region: 2012-6970 (1652 amino acids)
Biological process (GO): positive regulation of synaptic transmission; calcium ion-regulated exocytosis of neurotransmitter; intracellular protein transport
Cellular component (GO): presynaptic membrane; cytoskeleton of presynaptic active zone
Molecular function (GO): small GTPase binding; transmembrane transporter binding
Source: RefSeq, a predicted model, not a curated record